This is a messenger RNA of Dryobates pubescens (Downy woodpecker), 282 nucleotides long. Its product is annotated as C-C motif chemokine 5-like. Lineage: Eukaryota; Metazoa; Chordata; Aves; Piciformes; Picidae. The coding region runs from base 1 to 282 and encodes 93 amino acids. The record is from RefSeq and is a predicted model, not a curated record. The transcript is spliced from 3 exons. Gene Ontology annotation, cellular component: extracellular region. Gene Ontology annotation, biological process: positive regulation of ERK1 and ERK2 cascade; cellular response to type II interferon; cellular response to tumor necrosis factor. Gene Ontology annotation, molecular function: chemokine activity; CCR chemokine receptor binding.
AUGCAGCCUGGUCCAGGGGGAAGGUCUUGCAGCCACCUUUCCAGAGGCCUCUCUGCUCAGUGCCUCUCUGUGCCUCCUGCAGCUCCUCACAAGCCCCUGGAGUGCUGCUUCAGGUUCCUGCAGGCUCCUCUGAAGCUGCAGAGGCUGAAGGGCUUCUACAGGACCCCCAAGGAGUGCUUCAACCCUGCUGUUGUCUUUGAGACCAGGAAUGGGACCAAGGUCUGCGCGGACCCGGAGCAGCCCUGGGUGAAGAGAGCAACGGAGAGGCUGCAGAAGAAGUGA